UUUAGUCUAUUGUAUUUGCGCUUUAACUGCUGUGGCGCACCAGCGGCGGCCACGAACGACGGAGAAGGCGAUGGGCACCAAAUCCUUAGAUUCUCUCCGCCCAACAGAAGCCCUAGAGAUAGAAAAUGGGCUCACGCUCGUACCGCGCGUGAUGUUGAACCUCACCAUCUUCCCAUCUGAAACAGCCUCUGUGACGAAGCCCAUAGACGAGUGGCAACUAAAGCGUGCCCUUAUAGACUUCCUCAAAACCUCUUUCCAUGUGCCCAUCACCGUCCCUGAAGAGGACCUCCACAUCAAACGCUUCAAAGACCUCAAGAAGCGCAAGCGCGUGGAUCCAGUCGCUGGCGGCACUAUCUUCAUUCGCGACCUGGGGUUCCUCAACAGCAAAAAUGAAGAUGACUUGGAGGUUCUCGACAAGAAGUUCUUGGACUGGAAGAGCUCGCUUGUUGAGAAAAUGGAUGGGAUUGAGUUGAAUCUUGAAGGGGUUAAGUUCCGUCUAGGUGUUGCAAUUCCGGCGACAGAUGAUUUUCAAGGAAUGAAGAAAGAUUGGGAAGAUUUCUAUGCUUUUGGAAAUCGCGGGUAUUCAAGGGGUGGGAGUGGGAGGCAACAGCCGGAUACAAUUGUGUUGAGAGGGGCUCCAUCGCGGUGGUUUGCAGAGCCCCGGGUUUCAUCGAAGCCGUCCAUGUUGGUUACACAUACUAUUUUUUCCACUUUUGGAAAAAUAAGGAAUCUUAAUGUUGCUGAGGACAAUGAUCUAGGUGACAAAGCAGAUGAGGAUGAUGGUGACAUAGUUUCAGGCCUCCACUGUAAAAUUGUGGUUCAGUUUGAGAGAUACAGGGACUUCUAUAAUGCUCUGAAGGUGUUGUGUGGUCGUUCAUUGCAGAAGCAAGGGUCUCGUUUGAAGGCUGAUUAUGAGGUAAGUUGGGACAAGGAUGGCUUUUUCCGAAACACUAGAAGUCAUGCACAAGAAAGGAGCAGCAGGAUGCCAGAAAUGGCAGCAGACAGCUAUAAGAGUGGAGCUCCUAGACGCCAACCAUACUUCCCCCACUCAGGAUAUGACAAUUCACGUCCUAAGAGGUUCAAGGAGUAGCAAAUGGGAAGAACACAGCGGUAAAAGAGUCGUUUGGGAGCUCAUAGAUGUGAGAAUGAGCUUUAAUAUUUGUGGAACAACCCAGAAGAUGUACUUUGCCCCCUCAAAUAGAAAUAGCUCCAGAAGCCUUAUGCAAGAGUAGGAAUGGAGCAAGGGUUGACCUGAUGUACAAACUCUCGUAAUUUAAUGUUCUCAAUAGAAUUUCUAUGUUAGUUCAGUAAAACAAUUACUUUGGGAAAUUUGAAUAUGCUGCCUAGUGUUUGACGAUUUCUUUA
Messenger RNA from Vitis riparia (riverbank grape), 1365 nucleotides. Its product is annotated as A-kinase anchor protein 17A. The record is from RefSeq and is a predicted model, not a curated record. Lineage: Eukaryota; Viridiplantae; Streptophyta; Magnoliopsida; Vitales; Vitaceae. The coding region runs from base 71 to 1090 and encodes 339 amino acids. The transcript has 5 exons.